AGUCCGUUGUGAAGUCGACUGCGCCGAAAAAUAAUUGAGUGCAUCAGUUCUGUUUUACAUUCUUCAUAGUCCGUUGUGAAGUUAACUGCGCUGACAAAUAAUUGAGUUUUAUUUAAAAACUCUAUUAUGACCUUGUUUCCAAAUAAGGACCUUUUCAAUCCCUUGGAUGGCUGGGAGAACUUUUGAAAACCUAUCUUUGCGAAAAUCGACCGCCUUGCGAAUUUUAUGAAGAAACGUUUUCAUUCUAUUCCGCAAUGUCACAUCAAUCUGAGAUUCAUCACGCACCUAAAAAAAUGUGUGAAUACUGUUUAAAGGUAUUUGAUUACACUUCUGCUUUGAAGAGACAUCUGAAAACUCACACUGGCGAAAAGCCUUUCUCCUGUAAAGUUUGUUCCAAGGAAUUUUCUCAACUUGCAAAUCUAAAAGUACACUCGAAAACCCAUACUGGAGAAAAGCCAUUCACCUGUGACGCCUGUUCUAAGGAAUUUUCUCAACUCUCAAGCCUGAGAGAUCACGUGAAAACCCAUACUGGAGAAAAGCCAUUUGCCUGUGAAGUUUGUUCCAAAGAAUUUUCUCGACUAUCAAACCUGAAAACGCACCUUAGCACCCAUACAGGCGAAAAGCCAUUUUCUUGUGAAGAGUGCUCCAAAAAAUUUUCUAAACUUCUCCAUCUGAAAGUGCACUUAAGAACCCAUACUGGAGAAAAGCCAUUUUCCUGUGAAGUUUGCUUUAAAGUAUUUUCGCAAAUAGUUCGCUUGAAAGAACACUUGAGAACCCAUACUGGGGAAAAGCCAUUUUCCUGCUCAGUGUGUACCAAGGCAUUUAAUAAUCUAGGACGUCUGAAAGAGCAUUUGAGAACCCAUACCGGUGAGAAGCCAUUUUCAUGUGAAGUGUGUUUUAAGAAAUUUUCUUCACUUGCGCACCUGAAAGUUCACUCGAGAACCCAUACUGGUGAAAAGCCGUUUUCCUGUAAAGUAUGUUCAAGGAAAUUUUCUGUAAAAGGAAGCCUGAAAAGGCACCUGACAGUUCAUACGGCCGAAAAGCAAUGUUCGCUUGAAGUUUGUUAGAAAGACUUAAAGGUGAAACUCU
Molecule: messenger RNA, 1089 nt
Organism: Uloborus diversus
Lineage: Eukaryota; Metazoa; Arthropoda; Arachnida; Araneae; Uloboridae
Product: gastrula zinc finger protein XlCGF49.1-like
Exons: 1
Coding region: 255-1067 (270 amino acids)
Biological process (GO): regulation of immune system process; regulation of cytokine production; negative regulation of transcription by RNA polymerase II
Source: RefSeq, a predicted model, not a curated record